This is a messenger RNA of Columba livia (rock pigeon), 8529 nucleotides long. It is a transcript of the gene AKAP11, whose product is annotated as A-kinase anchoring protein 11. The record is from RefSeq and is a predicted model, not a curated record. Bases 514 to 6183 code for a protein of 1889 amino acids. Gene Ontology annotation, molecular function: protein kinase A binding. Gene Ontology annotation, cellular component: cytoplasm. Lineage: Eukaryota; Metazoa; Chordata; Aves; Columbiformes; Columbidae. The transcript has 13 exons.
CGCUGCGCCGCGGAGGUGGCGGGGCCGGCGGGACGGGCGCUCGGUCCGUUGCGUUUGGCGUUGAAAUGGCUGCGGGUGCCGGUUACUGAGAGUCAGUCAGGUAUUUUUGAGCUGACUUCUUUCUUCAAAUACUGAGAUUGGUAACGUCAUGGAUGCGUACGCCAGGACUCAGGGCAAUCGUGUAAAACCAAGAAUAUCUGUGAAAAAGAGUUUUGGUGAAGGUGUACUGCACUCUAUGAAGUCACUGCUACACAGCAGAAAAGAAUUGUGCAAUGUAUCAGCAGAGGAAUGUCUAAAUCGGGAAGAACAAGAUAAUUUUAUUGAGUUUCAGACAUGUUCGAGGUCUGUGAAAAGGUGAUUAUUCUUCUGUGAAGACUGGAGUUUGGGCACAAAAAAGAAAUCCAAGUUGGUGUUGUCAUUGAGGCAAAAAUAGGCAGAGUUGGCAGUGGUGGUGUCUCUUUGACAACGGUCUGCUGACCCAUCAAUGUUACAUUUAUAGGUUUUGCUGAAGAGAUGAGUACUGCUCCUUUGCAGGAGUUGGCAACUGUUUCCGUAGAGCUCCCAGAUGUUCUGAAAUCGCUCCAGUUGUGCAAACUAAAAGAAAAUGAGGUUAUAUUUCUAAAAGAUAUAAAGAAAACCUUGGCAAAACCUUAUGUCAUGAAACAGCAGAAUCAACAUCCUGAAGUGUUCUGUGUGAUGAGACUGUCUCCUUCAUUCCCAAGGCUCAAAGUUGAUUAUAUAUUUACCUUGCUGAGCAAGUAUACCACAGGCAUAAGGUAUGCAGUGGAAAUAAACUCAUCACAAAAACAUCAAACAGAGACAUCCCAUGGAGAAGAUGAUGACACCAAUCAGUCGGUUUCUUCAAUUGAGGAUGAUUUUGUCACUGCUUUUGAACAUUUAGAUGAAGAUGAGCCUUCGAAGAUACAAAGUGCUGGUGCAUGCAGCUUUUCUUCUCGAAACCAUCGAGAUGCUGCUUCUCAGACCAUCCCUGCUCGGUGUUUAGAAGCUGUUGACUCAAAGAUCCUCGUGGGUUCUGCGCGUCGAAAGUCAUCUGCCAGAUCUUCUACUUUGAUUGAUAUUUUGAGACUUAAGGAACUGUCCUCAGUAAAAAAUUCAGUUACAACCUCAAUUUCUGAUCCUUGGAUACAAAGGAGUUUCUAUAAGCCAUAUAAUCCUUCUGAUCAAGGUGUUAAUUCUUUAUGUAAACCAUUGUUUUCCUCCUCUCCCGCUGAAUCUUCUGAGUCAGAUUGCUCCAGCCCAAGCCCCAUCAUCUUUUUAGAUGAAGAAGGAUAUCAAAAAAGCUUGAAGGCAAAACUUCAGCUGCCAAAAAUUCCAGUAGUGAAAGAUGGUAUAGAGGAUUCAGACUCAGAAGUAGGUGAAUUUUUCGAUAGUUUUGAUCAAUUUGAUGAGCUGGAACAAGCCUUGGAAAACUCUUGUAAAGUUAUUAGGGAUCCCAGCCUGGGGAAUCCCUACCAGAAAAGGAGGACCGCACACGAACAAUUGUCUUCUGCAAGCAUUACAAUGAAUCCUCAGAAAUUCAAGUUUGAUCGUCCCACUCUCCCAUCCAACGUAAAGAAACCAACUCCUCGUAAACCAGAAUCACCAUAUAGCAGCGUUUUUGAUGUCCCAGAUUCCCCUCGCCCAGUUAAAACAUCAGGGGAAGAGAACGGAGGCUUGUUCAGCCCUAUUAGGUCAUCAGCUUUCAGUCCACUAGGGAGCUGUGGUUCUUCUGAAUGUUUGUGUCGAAUUAAUCUUGGUGGCGAUGGGACAGAUCACAAUCACCAUGAUGCAGCUUAUAAUAGUUAUUCAGCAUACGCUGAUAGUGUUUCGUUUGAAAUAUUGGGUUCUGUUUUUCAUUCUGAGUCCUCAUCAGAACAAGUAUGUCCAGGAAAUGAUUCAAAACACAAAGGGAGUGCUUUGAAAGAGAAAAAGGUUCAAGCUGCAGGUCUCAAAGUGAAAACUGGUAAGGAGCCAGGUAAACACACGAAAUCUAAACAUAAGCCAUUAAUGAUUAGAGAUAGCAUUCAAAAAUUUGCAACUGAAUUAGUUGAAAAAAGUUUUGGCAGUGCAUUUAAAGACCUGCAAAAAGGUGUUUCUUCAUGCACCAAUGCACUUUGUCAUUUGGCAGCCAGGUUGACUUCUUCGAUCUUUCAGAUGGCUUUUUAUGAGAUAGGAAGACGUAGAGCAAUCUCCUUGAAGGAGCGUGCCAUUAAUGGGAUAGCGAACUUUUUGGUGAGCGAAGCUAUAACUGGUGCUUUGAAAGAACUGCGGCAUGUAAAGAAACAAAUAUUUACCAACACCGUUGCUCAGUUUGCAGCAGACCUUGCUGAAGAACUUGUGUUUGAAGGAAUCAUGGAAGUAUGCCAGUUUUCGUAUCCAUCAACACCUACAGCUGCACAACCUUCACCAUUUGAUUAUGAAGACAAAGUGGUAAGAUCCUAUGCCAGAGAUUUGUCUGAAUCUGUCAUUCAGGAAGCUUUUAUUGAACUCUCUCAGGUUGAUGUGGCCUUCACAACACAAGCAGCCAUUAGUGUUUCCAUGGACAAUAUUAAAUAUGUGAGCGCAGAAAGUAUGUUAGAGUCCACACAGACUUCCACGGUUUUUCCUAAUUUUAGUGACAGGGUAGCACUGAAGCCAAUCAAAGAUUCUAAGAUGGAAUAUACAGUACAGCAAGCUCUGUUUUGCACCUCUGGGGUUGUGAGUUCAAUACCCGUGCCUUUAGCUGGAAGAGCUCUUUGUCAACGUGAAGUUUCCUCUGAUGCUUGUAAAGCGAAAGUAUCCAUUGCUCCGACUUCUGAUGGCAAUAUGAAAAUAUACAAAGACUCCACUCAUUUGGUUUUUACAAGCAGAAAGCAAGAGGAGGAAGUUGCUUCUUUCAGAAAUAUAUACCUAAAUUCAGAUCACAGUCGAAGUACUGAAAAUACUCCAUCACUCUUACAUAACCAAAAUGAUACCAAACAAACAAAUAACAGAUCUGGAAUGGAUAGUAGUUCAGAAUUAACAAGUGAUUCAAAAAGCGUUAAUACUUUCUCUGGAACUAUGGUAGAUAUGAUAGUAAAUGAAGCUUAUGAAGCCAUAACCUCAUCUAGGGUAACAAAAGCAGUAGAAGGGUAUACAGAUCUUUUAACAAAGAAAAUAAUAGAUAAAAAACCUUAUGUGCAAUGUGCUGGUGAAGAUUUCCCCAAGGAUGUGUUUGCAGAUCACUUGGCCAAGUAUGUCAUAAAACAAUCUGUUGAUAAAAGUAAAACUGUGUUACGCAACACUAGUGAGAAUUUAGCAUGUAAUGUGAGCUCACAGACUUACGGAGAUAUUGGUAGAAGAGAACAAUGUGUGAUCAAGAAGCAAGAGGCUGAGAAAAAAAGUAAUGUUUCUAUAGUUGUAGAACAACAACAUAUGCCUUUGAAUAAUCCAUGUAAAUUUCUUCUUACACCAACUCAUUCUUUUCAACGUUCUUCAGAAUGUAAAGAUUGUUGGCAGAAACAAAAAGGACACAGGUUUUCUUCAAAAUCACCACCACCUUGUUCCACUGUGACACUUGCUAGGCAUGCUCUAGAGGACUUUACUGACACAGGAAGCUGCUCAACAACAUGCUUAAACAAGCCCUCAAAAAGCCGUGAUCCUCAGAAACCAUCAUCAGGACCUUUGACUUACAGGCAGGCUGAUUGUUUUCUGCAUGCAAAUAGCUUUUCUUCAGGGAUAUUUGGCAGUGAAGAUGCUUUUCAGGUGGAAGAUAAAUCAAGUGUCAAAGAUGGAAAUACCUCUGUAAUGCCUGAUACACCUCCACCAACUCCUUUAGUACCAUGUCAAGGUAGUUCUGAAAGAAACCUAAGAAAACUAUCUAAGAAACUCAAGGGAGAAUUAGCAAAGGAAUUUGCACCUGCAACGCCACCUUCUACACCGUACAAUCCAUCCGUUACUGGUUUGUCUGAAACUGAACGUGACUCUUUGGAGAGUGAGGAGUUUAUGCUGAAACUCAUGCGAUCUCUUUCUGAAGAAGUGGAAAGUAGUGAAGAUGAAGAUCAUUCUGAUAUGCCCCUUGAGAAAGAGGAGCAUUCAGAGAAAACAAUUCAGUAUGCAGAUUGCUUAGCUAGCCGUAUAAUUUCAAUAGCGACUGAAAUGGCUGCUUCCCAUUUAGAUGGUAGAACGCGUGAAAGAGAAACUGAUGGACGAGUUCAGUUAGGUAUGCAAAGCAAAGAGACAUGCAAUUUUUUAUGGAAUUUUGCAGGCGAUAUGGCAGGAAAAGUCAUCAAUGAGGCCAAGAAAAUAGUGAAAUCAAGGCAUUGUAAACUGUUGAGAUUGAAGCCGGUUCAUUGUCAGGUGGAUCGUCUUUAUCUGAGAAAAGGUGGUAAAGAUGACAGUUCAAAAGAACAGUGUGGUCCCGUGCGGGACCAGUGGCUGGGCGAGAGAGAUUCCUCUGUCCUUCCUUUACCACAAGGUUCGGGCAUGACAGGUUUGACUUCCAAAUACCCAAGCUGUGAAAGUGUGACUGAUGAAUAUGCAGAUCAUAUUAUUCGAGUUUUGAAAAAAGAAGGAGGUAAUGCAGAACUGUUAAUGGAUCAGUAUGCUAGCAGACUUGUGUACAGGUCUAUCAAAUCAGGCUUACAGCAAGCUGCUAGAAAAAACAAACUGAGAUACGACAGAAAGACAUUUCCUGGGCAAAAUGCACAGGUUAAUGGUAAGCUGGAGAUCAAAGCAGUCAAUAAAGAUGCAGUCCAGCAAGUGAAAAGAGGCAUUCAUCGCUGUGAAGACCCAAUGUUGGAAAGGAGUGUCAGCACGCAGAAAACAGAAUACACGGAGUUGUUACAUUUUUCAGAAUCCCUUGCUCGCAGUAUCACUUGUGAUGUCAGGAAGAAGCUGAAAGCGUCGGGAGCAUGUUUGCCCAAGUCUCUGACAGACUCCUGUCUAUAUAAAAAGACUGAAUUUGAUGAAGUCACAGGGGAUCUUAUUAAAAGAAGAUUUUCUAGGACAUUUCUUCCUUUUUCCCCAGAUCAUAAACUGUAUCAUAGUACAGGCAGUUUGAAUGAAAAUGGCUACAGUGAAAGCAUAAUUCAAGCUAUUGAACAAUAUGCCAGGAAAGUAGCAGAUGAUACUCUAGAAAUGAGCUUAGAGUCCGCUCUUCUCCAUGUGGCUGAAAACAGAAAAAAUGGGGAUAGGCUCUCAUACACUGAGAAACUGUCUCCUUUUUCUGGAACUGUUUGUAGAUGCUGUAGUAUGAAAGAACAUCAGUACCGUACAGAAAGUACAUCUCAUAAUCUACCUGUGCAAGAAUCCUCCUUUCCGGUGAGGCAUUUUCUUCAUUCUGGAUUAGGUGGCGCCUGUCAAAAAUCAAGAGUGUUUCAGCUUGAUAUUCCUAAAAUUCACGUUGAUGUAGAACAGAAGACGGUGUUUUCUGACAAGGGGGCUACCGUAGCCGUAGAAAAAGCUGAAGCGGAGCUGAAUUACACAACUCUGACAGCCGACAGUGGUAUUGGACAAGAUGGAAUGAGUUUUGCUGAAAGCCUUACUACUGAAAUAAUGACAUCAGCUAUGACUAAUAUUGGUCAGACAGUUAACAUAAGCUCUGUUGGAAGAGAAGGAUUUCACUCUGUUGAAUCUGUUGUUAGCCAGCAGCUGAGUCAUAGUAUUGGUGAUGAUAGCACUGGGAGUUGGUCCAAUCUAAGUUUUGAAGAUGAACAUCCUGAUGAGAGCAGCAGUUUUCUUCACCUUAGUGACAGUUCAGCCGUGUUCUCUUCUUCUCCUGGCAGUAAUGGUAACAGCAGUAGCUGGAGCAGUCUUGGUUUAGAAGGAGAUAUGUAUGAGGAGAAUUUAUCCUUUCCAACAUCAGACAGUGAUGGAACAGAAGAUAAAGAUGAAGACUCCAAGGAUGCUGUAGAAGGUAUGGAGCAAAUACGAAAGAUUUUAGCAAUAGUGAAUAUUGAUCUGGAACCAAAUCUGGUGGACCCCCAGCUCAGAGCAGCACUCCAGUGGCUGGCAGCUUCUGAAACAGAGUUCUCAGAACUUCACUUUCAUGAUGCUGCUACAAGGGAAUUUGUCUCUCUUUCCAGAAGACUGCGAGAAAGAGAUUGGAAAGUUGGAGAUCUCUUGCAAGCAGUGCUGAAAUAUUGUGAAAUGACAGAGAAGGUGUCUGAUGGAGAGCAAGCUCUAAAUAUGUCUUUGGUUGGUUGGCUCCUGGAAAACGUCUGAAAAAUCCAAAGACGUAACCCUCUUCACUUCAUUCCUCUUUUGAAAGGAGAUAGAAAGAACACAGAUAUGUAAAGCAAAAUUCAACUAAUGAAUGUUCAAGUAAUUGUCAGCGUUAAAAGACUUCGAGGUGAAAGUCAAAAUAGCUGUUCUGUGCUUUGUGGUACCGUGCACUUACAGUCCAUAAUCGAUAUUGUCCACUCACGUGUAAUUGUAUUUACUGCUGUGUUCAGACCGUUGAAAUAUUUAUGAAAAAAUUCCUUGUCUGUGAUAGGAGUUCAGAGGAGACAGUCCCAGGCGUGAUAUUCAGGAUCCCCGCUGGGCCAGGAUAGCUCAUUUUCUCCCUUGUGUGUGUGCUGUAUUCACAGCGGGACUUAGAGCACUGAUGUUCUGCAGAAAUCUGUUCUGGAAUACCUUGCUGCAGACAAUGAGAAAUAGUACUGCUGUUGGCCAGGUAUUAUGUGCCCAAGGGUGCCAUUGCCAGGAGAAAAUUGUGACCUGCCCAAGUAGCCCCUUCAUACAGUCAGCUUCAAAGCCACCUAUAUUGAGCUUAAAUUUAUGUGAAGAUGUGAGAAUCUGCUCUGAAACUGUUGAGGUGCAAAUACAUGUUCUCUUUGUUGACUUGCAUAGAGCUGGUAGGAGGGUGGAGUGGGUAGCUGAGCAUAAUUUGACAAAUACUUCUUCAGCCAGGUUUCUUAAAGCUUGCCAGUCACGUUUAAAGUGCUAAAUUUCUUACUGAAGCUGUUUGUAUGCGACUACUUCUAAGACAUUAAUUCUGUGUCAAAGAAUUUGUGUGUUAGUCUCUCACAUAGAUGUGUUAAAAGUAGCAGAUAGAAGCUUCUUCCUCUGAAGAUCUUGGCCAUCUUUUUGACUAGUCUAAUUCUUUAUUUCUUAGCCUCCAUAUAUGAAUUUUCUUUUCAGUAAUAAAGAGAAUUUUGUUACUCAGUGAACACUUAAGCAUUUAGCAAAGAAAGCUAAUUAAACCAUAAAGGGGAAAUUUCUUGCAAAUUGAUUUUUCAUUUUUCUUAACUACCUUCACUGAAUUUUUUUUAGAGACACUUUUAAUCAAGUCUUUUUAGCAGUCUAAUCAGCUUUCUUAUCACUGUUGCUGACUUGCCUUCUGUCUGAAGGGAAAUCUGCACCUUUACGUAGCCUGUGGUUUGAAAAUGCUUUUUGAGUUUUGUUUGUUUUUAUACAUCCUUUGAGAGAAAAAGGCACAUGCUGGUAAUUACAAGGUCGCCACCUCAAAACCUGUAUCACUUGCAAGAGAACAUGGAGUCUUACUUAUUUUGGCAGAACAAAAGAAUCUUAAGAGCUUUUUUGUAGAAGAACCAACUGUUGAUAUAGUAUACAAACAAGGAGAAAGUUUCUAAAUCUGUUCUGGAAUUUUGAUGGCAUAUGUACAAUUCUGAUUUCUCUUACCUCAGAAAUUACUAAGAGGUGUCACACUCUCCUUGCAACAUCGUUGUGUUUCAGGAAGGCAUUCCACUGGUCUUUUGAGAGACCUGCUUUGUUUUAGUCCUCAUUUGUCAUCUGGAUUUCUGCCUUGGAUCUCACAAAGUUCCCCUUUCUCACAGAGUAAAAAGCUUUAAACGUUUUUGUGUAUGCACGUAUGUGUUCACACAUGUGCAAACACAUAGAUGUGUGUGUAUCUCUAUGUGUGUGAGAUCUCACUAGUAUGAACUUCCAGUUUAUACAACUGACUUAAAAUUCUGUUAUGCUCAUAGUUUAUUACCUCGGAUUGAAAGAUCUGUGUAUGCCAUGUGACAAAAAGACCAAAAGCCAUUACAUGGUCUUUUAUCUUAUUACAGCUGAUACAAUGUCCAGCCUCAGGAACUGUUUUUCUCUAGAGCCCAAAGCAGAGGGGCAAAGUUAUCUUAAUUCCUCUGUGUCAAAGAUGCAACUAGUAACAUAUUUUUGAAGAGUUGUACAAAAGUUGUCUGGAUUUGUUGCCCCCCACCCCCUAUACCUUUCUUCAUUUUUUUUUAAGAUGGACUUUCAAUGUUGUUUCAGACAAAAAUUUGAAACCAUUCUCUGGCUGUAAUAUCUUCCCUUUAACCCAGGAAGAAGGUAUUUAUUUACCUAUAAAAUUGAGACGUCAAGAAAAUAAAAUACUAACAGCAGUUCCUCAGGACUAAGUUUUGCUCUGGGUUUUGAACCCUUGUGUUUUCACCAAGUGGAAUUUCAGGACACGAGGAUACACUAGUACUAGUACUAAACCAAAUUGAGCAGGAUAUUGAAAGCCUUGUAAAUAUACAAAGCUGUACAUGUGGGAAAAAAAAAACCAACAACCAAACCAACAACAAAAAAAAACAACACAAAACCAAAACAACCAACAAACCACCACCA